AAUACUCUGUUAGAUCAAAUCUUUAUCGGUUGUUUCUGCAAAAGUACUCUGUUCUUUAUUAUAUGGACCCGAGUAACGAUGACAUUAAAGAUUCCGAUCCAAGAAGUGGUGAAAAUGGUUGGCUCUUUAAGAUAUCGUGGCAGCGAUAUCGUUGAAUCAAUGGAAACCAGCAAAAGAGAGACGCUGAUGGAUGAGAAGAUCUAUGUAGCAGUGACAGGGAAAGAUCUAGAGAGCAAGUCUAGUCUUGUUUGGGCGAUACAGAACAGUGGAGGCAAAGAGUUUUGCAUCGUCCAUGUUCAUCAACCUAUCCAGAUCUCAGUCCCGGGGGAGAUGUUUCACGAGCAGAAAUUGCGGCUUUAUAGAAAAGAGAAGGAGAAAGCACUUAAGAAUUUGGAUAAGUACCUUCAUAUAUGCAGGCAAAUGCAGGUCACUGCAGAGAUCAUUUCUAUCGAAAUGGAUUCUGUAGGGGAAGGUAUCCUCCAAUUGAUAUCUCAGCGCGGAGUCACGAAACUCGUCACGGGAGCAGCAGCUGAUAGACACUAUUCAAUGAGAAUGAAAGACUUACAGUCCAAGAAAGCUAUUUACAUUCACAGAGAAGCGCCUGCUACUUGUCAUAUAUGGUUUACGUGCAAAGGAUACCUAAUCUGUUCAAGGGAAGCUAGAAGCACAGAUAACUCUUAUCUAGAAUAUUCAUCGUCAAAUACUUUGAGUCAAUCCAAAAUAACUAGAGAAACUGAAAGUGUUCCAAGCUCGAGUAUAGUUAAAGAUGAUGCUGAGACUUCGAAAAGGAAAGCACGCUUUGAGGCAUCUAAGCGUGAAGAAGCUGAAAAAUCUGCAGUUGAUGCACUCAAAAAGGCUAAACAAUGGGAAGCUGUGUAUUUCGAGGAGUUGAAGCGUAGGAAAGAGACAGAGAAGGCACUGAGGAAAACGAAUGAAGAACUUGAAAAGAUGAGAUCAGAAGCCGAGUCCCAAAUAACAGAAUCUUAUACGGUGAUAAGAAAGCUUCAAGAAAAGAACAACUUAUCAAUGGAAACGUUGAGAAGACUCAGAGAAGAACAAGAAGAGUUGAAGAUAAAGCUUAGAGAAGUAUCAAAGCUGAAGGGUAAGCGCGAGGAAGAGGAAGUGUCUCCCUCUAACCACCGUGAACCGCCUCAGUACUUCAUUUGUCCCAUUACACAGGAUAUAAUGGAGGAUCCUCAUGUAGCAACAGAUGGUUUUACAUAUGAAAGAGAAGCUAUAAGUGGGUGGUUUGCGAGAGGACACGAGACUUCUCCAAUGAUAAACAAAAGGCUUCCUCACACGAGCUUGGUUCCAAACCUUGCUCUUCGAUCCGCAAUUCAAGAAUGGCUUCAAGUUCCAGAAUCAUUGAACAAAUCCUCUGCUUGUAAAUCAGAACAUUUUUAAAUUGUGUCAGUUCAAAAUUCUCUGAUGUUAUUUAUAUCCAUGCACGCAGUUAAUAGUUGUUACCCUAUUACUAGUAUUAUUGGUAUGGUCACUCUUUUGUGGGGUGGUUACGCAUCUAUAUACUAAAUAUAGAUAUGACUUAGAU
Molecule: messenger RNA, 1549 nt
Organism: Arabidopsis arenosa
Lineage: Eukaryota; Viridiplantae; Streptophyta; Magnoliopsida; Brassicales; Brassicaceae
Source: the annotation of a GenBank genome assembly